Messenger RNA from Medicago truncatula (barrel medic), 2082 nucleotides. Its product is annotated as GPCR-type G protein 2. The record is from RefSeq and is a predicted model, not a curated record. Gene Ontology annotation, cellular component: membrane. Lineage: Eukaryota; Viridiplantae; Streptophyta; Magnoliopsida; Fabales; Fabaceae. Gene Ontology annotation, biological process: response to abscisic acid. Gene Ontology annotation, molecular function: abscisic acid binding. The coding region runs from base 89 to 1495 and encodes 468 amino acids. The transcript has 12 exons.
AAUAUGACAUUGAAAAUUGCAAUUUUGUUUUUCCAUUAAAACAGAAUCUAGCGUUGUUUCGAAAUCGGAUCAAUCAAUCGAUCUUAGGAUGGGUUGGGGAAGAGGAAUCUUGGAAGGUUUCGUAGUGUUAGGAAGUCUGUUUUCACUUGGUUGGGCAGGUUUAUGGUUUUUGAAUCGUCGUCUCUACAAAGAAUAUGAAGAGAAACGCGUUCUUGUUCAAAUCAUUUUCAGUAUUGUCUUUGCUUUCUCUUGCAAUCUUCUUCAGCUUGUUAUCUUCGAAAUCAUUCCCAUCCUCUCUAAAGAGUCAAGAGUUUUGAACUGGAAGAUUGAUCUAUUCUGUUUGAUACUGUUGUUGGUGUUUCUAUUGCCUUAUUAUCAUUGUUACUUGAUGCUUAAAAGUAGUGGUUUGAGAACUGAAAGAGCUGCACUUGGUGCUGUUUUGUUCUUGUUUGCUUUUCUUUAUGCCUUUUGGAGAAUGGGUAUUCACUUUCCAAUGCCAUCACCUGAUAAAGGUUUCUUUACUAUGCCUCAAUUGGUCAGUAGAAUUGGUGUCAUUGGUGUUACUGUCAUGUCUGUUUUAUCUGGUUUUGGUGCUGUUAACUUGCCAUACAGUUAUUUAUCACUCUUCAUCAGAGAGAUUGAGGAAACUGAGAUCAAGGCCUUGGAAAGACAACUUAUGCAGUCAAUUGAGACUGGUAUAUCAAACAAAAAGAAAAUUAUUCUCUGUCAAUUGGAGAUGGAGAACAAGCAAGGAUCUGAAGAGAGGUUAACUGCCAGAUCUUUUAUCAAACGUAUUGUUGGUACGGUUGUUCGAUCCGUUCAAGAGGACCUUAAGGAGCAAGAUAUCAAAGGCAUGGAAGCAGAGGUACUGGCUUUAGAAGAGCUUUCAAAGCAAUUGUUCUUGGAGAUCUAUGAGCUUCGACAAGCAAAGGAAGCUGCUGCAUAUUCUCGAACUUGGAAAGGACAUAUGCAGAAUCUACUAGGUUAUGCUUGUUCCGUUUAUUGUGUGUAUAAAAUGAUCAAGUCAUUGCAAAGUGUUGUUUUCAAACAGGCUGGUUCAGUUGAUCCCGUGACAAGGAUGAUAAGUAUAUUCCUACAGUUUUUUGAUAUAGGAAUAAAUGCAGCCUUAUUAUCUCAGUAUAUUUCCUUGCUAUUCAUCGGAAUGUUGGUUGUGAUAUCAGUGCGUGGAUUCUUAACAAAUUUAAUGAAGUUCUUUUUUGCUGUUUCAAGAGUUGGAAGUGGAUCAUCCAGCAACGUUGUUCUGUUUUUGUCCGAGAUAAUGGGAACAUAUUUUGUAUCUUCUAUUCUUUUAAUCAGGAAAAGCUUAGCAACUGAAUACAGGAUUAUCAUUACAGAGGUAUUGGGCGGUGAUAUCCAAUUUGACUUUUAUCACCGGUGGUUUGAUGCAAUAUUUGUGGCUAGUGCAUUCCUUUCCCUACUUUUACUAUCUGCGCAUUAUACAUCUCGCCAAAUUGAUAAACAUCCAAUUGAUUGAAGCAUAUACUUCCUAUAUACAUGUAUAGUUUCUACUGUAACGAAAGUGAAUUGCUGAAGAGAUCAUCAAUGGGAAGUUGAUAUUGUUUCUAAUAUUAUCAACAUAUGCACAUACUGCCAAGUCUAUUGGAAUAUCCAUGUUUAGGACUGUUCAAAAUAACUGCUGAACCGAACCAAACUGAAAUCAACCGUACCUACUUUUAAAGUUCACAAACCCUUUACAACGAGGACCAAAUUUGCUGCCAGGAAAUAUUUGCAGGACCAUUGUUUGAAGAAACAUUUUAGAGAAGGUAAAAUGAAAAAAAGUAUUAACAGGGACCAAAAAUUCUUUAACCCUUUUGUAAAUUGAUAUUAUGCAUAAAGGAAAUUAUUAAUGUCUAUUACUUUGCAAGUGAGAUACAUCUGUAUAAUUUUUUUAACCUAGUUUUAUUUACGGGUCUAAGUUGUGUUGUGUCGGCCAUUCAAAAAAAGUUGUGUUGUGUCGUAUAUUUCUAAAAUUGUGUAUCCAUGCAUCCGUAUUAUAUUGCAUUGUAUCUUCAGACUUCACAUGUUUACAUAAAGCAAACAUUAUGUAACAUCCUUCAAUUA